This is a messenger RNA of Drosophila biarmipes, 1464 nucleotides long. Its product is annotated as probable G-protein coupled receptor Mth-like 12. Gene Ontology annotation, cellular component: membrane. The coding region runs from base 1 to 1464 and encodes 487 amino acids. The record is from RefSeq and is a predicted model, not a curated record. The transcript has 6 exons. Gene Ontology annotation, biological process: G protein-coupled receptor signaling pathway; cell surface receptor signaling pathway. Lineage: Eukaryota; Metazoa; Arthropoda; Insecta; Diptera; Drosophilidae. Gene Ontology annotation, molecular function: G protein-coupled receptor activity.
AUGUCUCUCUCUUUAAAAUGUAUCGCUACGAUUCUCAUCUUAGCUAUCGCGAAAUUGUCGAGGUGUGAUAUUCCAGAAUGCAAAUACGAAGAAACUAUUGAUAUUUCGGACUACAACAAAUUUAACGAUACCUUUGUAAAUGAAGAUUUGGAAAUCCCCGCUAACCUAACUGGGGAGUACCAUUUUCGGGUGCUUCAGGAUGGAACCAAAGAGUGGGUUAGCAAACACUUAAGGGCCUGUAUCUGCAAAGUGAGGCCCUGCAUCCGGAUCUGCUGUGCCCGCAAGAAUGUGUUGCCCAACGGGGAGUGUAAUGACGGUCUACAGAAGGAGAUUUCCCUAAGAAUCUUGAACCUUACAUUUGAUGAUAUCAUAACGUUGGAUCCCAAUAUUACGGAGCUUAGGAAGAUGCCGCAGUACAAUCAUACUAAGCUGAUCGUGUUAAGGGAAUACUUUCAACCCUGCGACGAACUUAUUGGUUUGAAGACAGAUGAAUACACUAUGUUAAAGGAUGGAUCCAUACUGCUCCACUCCACCGCCGAGAUCUUAAGCAACGACCAAUACUGCCUGUUUCCCCAUACUUACUCGGACUUUCCGAAGAUCUUAUGGUUUGUUAACCGAAUGUGUGCAACAAGAUACGUACCGGGUACAUUUGAUAUUACGAUUAUAUCGCUAAUAUGCCUCAUCCUGACCAUAACAGUGUAUCUGUAUGUUAAGAAGCUCCGAAACUUACUUGGAAAGUGUCUUAUAUCCUGUCUAUUCUGUAUGACAAUGGAUUACCUCAUCUGGACUCUGAAUCAUUUAAGUUUGUUAUACAGCAUAUGCACUCUAGUAGGUUACUCUAAAUACUUCUUCUCGAUGGCAUCCUAUCUCUGGUCAGCAGUCAUUAGCUAUUAUUUAAGGAAACUUUUCACUUCCCUCAAUCGCCACGAGCCUCGUAACGCAUUCAAAAAGUACAGCGCAUUUGUUUGGGGCACGGCUGCUGUUCCCACAGGAAUAAUUUAUUUAAUGAAUCAAAUUUCGGGUGACGAUCCCCAAAAAAGGUUCAUAGCGCCCUUUGUUGGUGUUAUUCGAUGCACAAUACAAGAUUGGGGCUCGUCUAACUGGAUAUUUUUUAAUGUCCCGAUUUUGAUCUUGACCACCUUCAGUUCUAUCAUGUUCGUCCUGACGGCCAUUCACAUUUGGAAAGUAAAGAGGGAGGUCAAAAGGUUCGCCCAACAGAACGAGCGUUCAAGGCCCUCACUGGACAUCGAUAUUCAGACUUACCUGCAGUUUCUUCGGCUUUUUGUCAUUAUGGGCGUAUUUUGGAUUCUGGACAAAAUUAUGGGUAUGGUGGAGGACUUCCAUUACUUGCUGGGAACCAUAUACUUAGAUAUACCCGUUUACCUUAACUCCGGCUUUGGUAUAAUCAUAUUUGUGAUUCUUAUUCUGAAGGGCAGCACACUUGAACUGCUAAUGAAUAGGUAA